Penicillium argentinense is the source of this 1647-nucleotide messenger RNA. RefSeq names its product F-box domain protein. The transcript is spliced from 2 exons. NCBI's taxonomy places the organism in Eukaryota, Fungi, Ascomycota, Eurotiomycetes, Eurotiales, Aspergillaceae. Bases 1 to 1647 code for a protein of 548 amino acids. The record is from RefSeq and is a predicted model, not a curated record.
AUGGCACAGCUUAUAGCACUGCCAGUAGAGCUUAAACAGCUCAUUCUCCGAAGCUGCGAUACGCCGACCUAUUUGCAGCUGGCCUUCAGCUGCUGGAAUUUGUUACUGAUCGCAUCACACACUCGUGUACUCGUGAUUCACCACCUGAAUGAAACUCCCGGAGGGCCUGAGGACUUUGACUCGAUCUCUACUACGGGAUUGUUUCGACUGUUGCUUCAGCGUUCGUAUCGCGAGUUAUACGGCGCUGAGCAUUAUUUUGAACGGAAACUCGUCAAUCUCCAAGGCAAGGUGAUGAAUAGUCGCGCAUGUUCGUUGCGAUCGAGGGGAGAACCCGGUAGAGCUCUGUUGUCUUUUCAGAACGAUGAAUCAGUCUAUCUUGUUAAGAUGGACAACCGGGAUCUGACGCUUCAACAGCGAAUCAAGUUGCCUGCCAUCAGCACUGGGACUGCUGAAGUCUUGUUUGCUGCCGAGGACACCAGCGACCACAAUGGGGUUCACAUAUUACACAUUGUCAAGCCACUCAUUGAUGAAGAGCCCUACAAUGGCCACCCCUUUGUCCAACAAGCGCGCAAGGCGAAUUCCAACGGCACAGUUUACCUCGCGUUUUACCCCCAUGCCUUGUCCGGAGUCGGCAUGAGCAUCUGCAGUUUUCGCGAACAGAUCGAUUACGAGCCAAUUGCCUUUGCAACUUGUCGUGAUGUGUUUGCCAUAUCCUGGCACCACCGUCAGCACCCUGAGGACUACCAAGUUGUCCUCUACACUGUACCGCUAUGGGCUGAUCCCAAGGUUGAACACGGGGACGGUGAUUGGGAUGAACCAAAGGAGGCUAACCUAGUCGAACCUUGCCAGGAUGAUACGUCUCCAUUAAUUGGUAAGCCUGCGAUUCUGCUUCAUUUCAAAAAAGCUCAUCCGCUCUACGGAUCGUUCCAAAAGCUCCACGACAUCAGCCGACCCCGCAUAGAUGGACAGGGCUUGUUCUCAAGUCCAAAUGGGCAACCAAGACUCCACGACAAUGCCUGUCAUGUCGCAUUUUCGGACGAGUUGGCUCUUGAGUUUGCCAUCGACAUUCCCUUCUUCUCUACGCACCAAGCUGGUGAUCGUUCAUCUGGAGAACCUUGCCACUGGCAGUAUCUAUCGAUAGGCAUUGCCACUCACCGGGUGGAAAACUGGACAGUUGCGUGCCUGUUGAAGUCUGAGUCUUUCCCCUCAGCUUUCCGCUGCGACCACCAGCCAAACCUCGACCGAGGACGACGCUUUGAUCAGUGGCAGAUCGUGGCGCGAAUGGACGGAUAUCGCGAAUCGACCACCUCCAAUGGACCCUUGAUUGCCACCUCUCGUCUUGGGACUCGCAUUGUCGUUGCGACCUGGAAAACGAUUUAUAUUUGGCCAGUAGAGCCACAUGCGUUGGUCAAUGGUGACCCUAAUGAGUUUUAUCCCGCUUCGUGGAGCUCGACAGAAGACAUGCUGGUGCUGCGACCUGUUGUGAUCGAAAUGGAUGCCGUUUGCUCGCAAGUAGACUUCACAGACAACGAAGACGAGAUGGUUGCUCUGACUGAUCGAGGACUGAUGUUGCUGGAUUUCAGACCAGAUGGCAAAGGAGGACUGGUUACCGAGAACUGGAAUGAUAUUUUGAACCGAAGCCAUUGA